Messenger RNA from Yamadazyma jaroonii, 591 nucleotides. The record is from the annotation of a GenBank genome assembly. NCBI's taxonomy places the organism in Eukaryota, Fungi, Ascomycota, Pichiomycetes, Serinales, Debaryomycetaceae.
AUGAUUCAAUCUAAUCCUGUAAUUCAUCCAAAAAAUAAUAAUAGAAGGUUCAAAUUCGAACCUUUCUUGAGGAGAGAAUAUAAUUUUGGUACUGAUCCUGAUCGUCCAAUCUGUAGUUUCUAUAACCCAUUGGUACCGAAUUCAUGUCCUAAUGGAAAUAAUUGUCCUCAUAAGCAUGUUUCAGCCAUGUAUAAUAAUAAGAUUGUAUGUAAGCAUUGGUUAAGAGGAUUGUGUAAGAAGAACGACCACUGUGAAUUUUUACAUGAAUAUAACUUAAGAAAAAUGCCGGAAUGUUUAUUCUAUUCAAGAAAUGGUUAUUGUACCCAAACAGCUGACUGUUUAUAUUUGCAUGUGGAUCCCCAAUCUAAAAUCCCCGAGUGUCCUAAUUACCAAAGGGGGUUCUGUCCUGAAGGUCCAAAAUGUGUCAAUAGACAUAUAAGAAAAAUUAUGUGUCCUUUAUACUUAACAGGAUUCUGUCCUAAAGGGUAUGAAUGUGACUAUACUCACCCAAAAUUCGAUAACAUAACGGAUAAGAUGAGAAUAAGAGGUGAUAACGAUAAGUUGGAAACAAGAACCAUAUAUAAGAAUUAG